Messenger RNA from Meloidogyne enterolobii, 271 nucleotides. The record is from the annotation of a GenBank genome assembly. Lineage: Eukaryota; Metazoa; Nematoda; Chromadorea; Rhabditida; Meloidogynidae.
UUUUGAGAGAAUAUUUAACAAUUUAAUGAACACUAACAACAGCACUAACAAUAAAAGAAACACUUUGAACAACAACAAAAGACGUGUCAAAGUUUCACUUCAAUUCCCAGAAAAAUUAUUUUAUGAGAAGGUAUUGAAUGAAUGGAGGGAGAAUAUUUCUGAUCGAAAUCAUGCUUAUGUUGUUAGGAAAGCUUUGAAUAAUUUAAAAUUAUUUCCUUUGGAUGUUCAUGGACAUGGAGAGUUGAGGAAAAUUAGAGGUUUUUUAAUUUAA